This is a messenger RNA of Exophiala bonariae, 1482 nucleotides long. RefSeq lists its product as uncharacterized. Gene Ontology annotation, cellular component: Cul4-RING E3 ubiquitin ligase complex. The coding region runs from base 1 to 1482 and encodes 493 amino acids. The transcript is spliced from 2 exons. The record is from RefSeq and is a predicted model, not a curated record. Gene Ontology annotation, molecular function: protein binding. Lineage: Eukaryota; Fungi; Ascomycota; Eurotiomycetes; Chaetothyriales; Herpotrichiellaceae.
AUGUCUGUCAACAGCUACACAACCUCAACGAAUGAUCCGGAGCAGAAGAGAAUGCCAGCUGAUCUGCCGGGGUAUUAUUUCGACACCUCCAAAAAUCGAUACUUCAAGAUCACCGCAAACCAUGUUGCUGAAGGCUCAUCGUCGAACACUGCGGCUAAGUACAGUCGUCAAGCUGUGCGAGCAGAUCAAAUUACGGAAAAGUUGAAGCAACAACAAAAACUGCUCAAAGCUUCCAGAGAUGCUGUCACAGUACGACGAUCGAAGCUUCUACACCAUCCUCUGCUGAGUUUCAUGCCUCGGCUGGGAAGUCGAAAGAAAAGUGCUGGGAGUACCGUCAAGGAGUUCUACGUAGCCAGCCUGAGCGAGACGGUUCAACUUCCCACCAUUAUUGACGAUCACGCGGACUUGGUCAAAAGUAUCCCUGGACAAUUUGCUGUGGAUGAGAUAACUGGGCGGUUAUUCAGCCCAAUAAGUUUCGGGGCUUUCGGGGACGGCAGGUCACUGGCCUGCGUCUUGGAGCCUGCUGACACUGGGUGUUCCCUCUACUCAAGAGGACAAUCUCUGCAACACAUUGGCUUCGUCAGCACAGUUAAUCGGAUAAUCUCACUCGGACGCCACGGGGUAAGUGUAUGGGCGUGCCAGAAUGAUCUUUUCCACACCGAUGUCACGAGCUUUUCUAUCCUGUAUGUGAACCAGGAGCCCUUCGCCGAGGCCGAGAAUACGAAUUACUCGGGCAUGAUGUUGGGGUAUCAGCGUCCCCUUCAGAAUCCAAUAAUCGAGCUUGCAGUCGCACCGAAUCACGACGCUUUCGCGACAGUCGACGUGGAAGGUGUAGGUGUGGCCGGUCUUGAGAUGAAUUCAAACAAGAAAGUUUUCGGCGGAAAGCAAUCCAAAUCUUUCACUUCUGCAUGGUUCAAAGACAACAAUGUCAUCGUUUGCGGUGCACGCGACGGAACAGUAAGACUCGCAGACCUGCGUGCUACAACGAAAGCCGACUUCUCAACUGCACGGAUCCAACACACAUCAGGCGUAAGCCAUGUUCGGACGAUUGGAGCCCAUCAGGUCCUCGUGCAUGGCCUGACAUCUACAUCUCUGUAUGAUCUGCGCUGGUGCCCACAACCGAGCAGAUCCAAGCCUUUCAAUGGUCGCCCCAGAUUCAACACCAGCCAGGCGUAUCUGAGCUUCAAUGUCCCUGAGCAGCGGCGACAGAACAGAUACGGACUCGGCUUCGCAUACGACACGGAGCUCAACAUCGUCCUCGGCGCGUCCACGGAUUUUCACAAAAAUCACUGCGUCAAUUUAUGGGACGCCAGCACGGGACAGCUGCUGGAGAGUCCGCUUCUCAGCCGCAAAUUCACGGAACCAGUUAUGUGCGCGCAGUUCGUCGAUGUGAGGCCUCAGGCCAAGAGUAUCCUGCUCACCUCAAAUGGUAACCUCGAGGAGUGGUCCCCGAUCCAUUCGCCUGUGGCUGAAGAAUGGUAA